GUUAAUUUUCAUCGGGAUCGAAAUUCCAUAUCAGUUGUCAAAUGAAGAAAUCGGAGUUUAAAAAUGAAUCAGCCUCCCUUCACGAUCAGAAUACGGACAGAGCAGGAACAAGACAUGGACUGGAUGGUUCAACCUAACGCGAUCACAUUUCAUCAGGCGUUGGAGGUAAUAGCACAAGUUCUACCUCAGACAAGUGUUACAGCAUUUGAAUAUGAGGAUGAAGACAACGAACGGAUCACCGUACGAAGUGAUGAAGAAAUGGCAGCCAUGUUUCAGGCCUACUUUGAGACCCUCAGUGAGGAUGAUAUACAAUGCGGACUCCUCCCUCCCCUCAUCAUCUAUCCCAGAGUUGGAAAAACUCCUCAAAAUAGAAAUAAAUUUGGAUUAAAGAUUGAUACUCAUCCAAGUUCCAAGUCCUCCAAACCAGUUCAAACUGUCAAGCAUAUUCCAAGACAAAAUCAGAAACCAAAGACAGAACCUACUGAGAACCUAGCACCUACUCAGGUUCCAGUAAAUGACCCUAACAUAGCUGGUGCCCCCACUAUACUGAUUCCCCAGCCUCAGAACCAGACCGAGUUUCACUUACAGAAUGAGCCUGACCUGAAGUUUUUACAGGUGCUUGGAGGAGGAAGUGGAGGGCAGGUGUACAGAGCUUUACAUCAGCCUACAGGGACUGUUAUGGCAGUCAAGAUGGUGAAGUUGGAGGUUGAUCAGAAAACACAAGAACAAAUUUUAUCAGAACUGGACAUUCUCAACAAGUGCCAGUCUUCUGUCAUAAUAGGAUUCUACAAAGCUUUCUUCAAUGAAAACCGCAUCUACAUCUGUACCGAGUUUAUGGACGGAGGUGCGUUAGAUAAAUAUGCUCCAAUUCCUGAGCCAGUGUUAGGACGUAUGGCAGUAAAUAUCAUAAAAGGCCUCUGCUACAUGUGGAGCCUGAAAAUUCUACACAGAGACAUAAAGCCAUCCAACAUUUUAGUCAAUACUCAAGGGCAGGUGAAAUUAUGUGAUUUUGGAGUCAGUACACAGCUUGAGAGGUCCAUUGCCAAAACAUAUAUAGGAUCUAAUGCAUAUAUGGCACCUGAGAGGAUAAAAGGUGAGGAUUAUGGGACACCUGCCGAAAUCUGGAGUCUGGGAAUCACGUUAUUUGAGUUAGCUACAGGAAGAUUCCCAUACAAGCAUAAUCCUGAGAAGCCAAUGGGUCUCCUAUCAUCCAUAAUAAGUGAAGAGACCCCACAAUUAUCAGAUGACCUCUUCUCUCCAGACUUUGUCAAUCUUGUGGCACACUGUAUGCAGCAGAAACCAGAGGACCGACUUACUUUGGAAGACAUAUCUAUUCAUCCAUUUAUACAAAGACACAAUGAUGGAAAUAUAGCAGUGAUUGCGUCCUGGGUUCAAAACAGAUUGGAGGAGUUAUCUCAAAAUAGGAUGACUUCGUAAGGGGGCAUCUCAAAGUGAUUUUUUCCCUCUCAUAUCCCUAACUAGUCAUAAUGGAAGGAAAAUAUUUGAAAUGUUUCUGAAAUUUCAGCCAAAAAAUUGUAAUGCCAUUAUAUUUAUUUCAUCUGAAUUGAUCAAGUAUGCUUAGUAUACGUAUUUUAGU
Molecule: messenger RNA, 1597 nt
Organism: Saccostrea cuccullata (small rock oyster)
Lineage: Eukaryota; Metazoa; Mollusca; Bivalvia; Ostreida; Ostreidae
Product: dual specificity mitogen-activated protein kinase kinase 5-like
Exons: 20
Coding region: 64-1437 (457 amino acids)
Biological process (GO): MAPK cascade; protein phosphorylation
Molecular function (GO): MAP kinase kinase activity; ATP binding; protein binding
Source: RefSeq, a predicted model, not a curated record